AUGUCAGUCAGCAUGCAUGAAAAUCGCAAAUCUCGGGCCAGCACUGGCUCAAUAAAUAUAUAUUUGUUCCACAAAUCCUCAUAUGCUGACAGUGUCCUCACACACCUGAAUCUUUUGCGCCAGCAGCGACUUUUUACCGAUGUCCUCCUUCAUGCAGGAAACAGGACUUUUCCUUGCCAUCGAGCUGUCUUGGCUGCAUGUAGCCGCUACUUUGAAGCCAUGUUUAGUGGUGGUCUCAAAGAGAGCCAGUCCAGUGAAGUCAACUUUGACAAUUCUAUCCACCCAGAAGUCUUAGAACUGCUGCUCGAUUAUGCAUAUUCGUCCCGAGUUAUUAUCAAUGAAGAGAAUGCAGAGUCCCUCCUGGAAGCUGGAGACAUGCUAGAGUUCCAGGACAUCCGAGACGCGUGUGCAGAGUUCCUUGAAAAGAACCUCCACCCCACCAACUGUCUUGGCAUGCUCCUGCUGUCCGACGCACACCAGUGCACCAAACUCUAUGAACUCUCUUGGAGGAUGUGCCUCAGCAACUUCCAAACCAUCAGUAAAAACGAAGAUUUCCUUCAGCUGCCCCAGGACAUGGUGGUACAGCUCCUGUCCAGUGAAGAAUUAGAGACGGAAGAUGAAAGGCUGGUGUACGAGUCUGCUAUUAACUGGAUUAGCUACGACCUGAGCAAGCGCCACUGCUACCUUCCGGAGCUCUUGCAGACCGUGAGACUGGCCCUCUUGCCGGCCAUAUAUCUCAUGGAAAACGUAGCCAUGGAAGAACUGAUCACCAAGCAGAGGAAAAGCAAAGAGAUCGUGGAAGAGGCAAUCAGAUGCAAAUUGAAAAUCUUGCAGAACGAUGGCGUCGUCACCAGCCUCUGUGCCCGGCCUCGCAAAACCGGCCAUGCCCUUUUCCUCCUGGGAGGACAGACCUUCAUGUGUGACAAGCUGUACCUCGUGGACCAAAAAGCAAAAGAGAUCAUUCCCAAGGCAGACAUUCCGAGCCCAAGAAAAGAGUUCAGCGCCUGUGCGAUCGGGUGCAAGGUGUACAUCACUGGCGGGCGAGGAUCAGAGAACGGGGUCUCCAAAGAUGUUUGGGUCUACGACACCCUCCACGAGGAGUGGUCCAAAGCUGCCCCUAUGCUGGUGGCCAGAUUCGGCCAUGGCUCUGCUGAACUCAAACACUGUCUGUACGUCGUAGGUGGACAUACAGCAGCAACUGGUUGCCUGCCCGCUUCCCCGUCCGUGUCACUGAAACAAGUCGAACAGUACGAUCCGGUGACUAACAAAUGGACCAUGGUCGCCCCUCUCCGAGAAGGCGUGAGCAACGCGGCAGUAGUGAGUGCCAAGCUCAAGUUAUUUGCUUUUGGAGGCACCAGCGUCAGCCACGAUAAGCUCCCCAAAGUUCAGUGCUAUGAUCAGUGCGAGAACAGGUGGACGGUACCGGCCACUUGCCCGCAGCCCUGGCGAUACACCGCAGCAGCUGUGCUGGGCAACCAGAUUUUUAUCAUGGGUGGAGACACGGAAUUCUCUGCAUGCUCAGCCUACAAAUUCAACAGUGAGACGUAUCAGUGGACCAAGGUGGGAGAUGUGACCGCCAAGAGAAUGAGCUGCCAUGCAGUAGCAUCCGGAAACAAACUUUAUGUAGUGGGUGGCUACUUUGGUAUUCAAAGAUGCAAAACCUUAGACUGCUACGAUCCCACCUUAGAUGUCUGGAACAGCAUCACCACAGUCCCCUACUCUCUCAUUCCGACGGCAUUCGUCAGUACUUGGAAGCAUCUUCCCUCUUAAUUCUGAUGCAUUCCUGGAAGAUGAUCAUCAGUUUAUUCCGUCACUUGGUGAAACCAACUGUGGGACCUUUGACUUUGGAGAAGCUGAAUUGAAUGAAGAAGAAAAAAAGUUGUUCUGGACUCGAAAAAAUUACACUGCACCUUGUAAAUGAUCUAUCCUGGUCAUGAAGGAAAG
Molecule: messenger RNA, 1944 nt
Organism: Gracilinanus agilis (Agile Gracile Mouse Opossum)
Lineage: Eukaryota; Metazoa; Chordata; Mammalia; Didelphimorphia; Didelphidae
Gene: ENC1
Product: ectodermal-neural cortex 1
Exons: 2
Coding region: 1-1770 (589 amino acids)
Molecular function (GO): protein binding
Source: RefSeq, a predicted model, not a curated record